AUGGAUCUUUCGAAUGUGUGCGGACGGUGGCGUGUACACACGGACAGCCUCGGCAUCACUGGCAUAGAGAUCCAAUACGUGGCAAAGGAGAAGUUCCACAUUCGAGUGCAUGGAAUGGCAAACAACUUCCUCACAUUUCUCACAUCCUCUGGGAGAUCACAAUGGUUGGGCCUAGACCUAGACCAAGGGACACUAACAAGCACUCCAUUUGUCUUGGAGCCUCAAGGAGGAAAGAUGGAGAAGCUUCUUGGGUUUGUUGGAACCUCAGGAGAAAGGAUCAACUCCUUAGGAGCUCGGUUUGGAUUGGCAUCAUUGCCUGCCAAAAGGAGAUUUCCAACCUCAGAGAAACAUCCUGCUAUAGUUGGUGCAAAAGGAUUCUCCUUCGAUGAUGGUGUGAGGAAGGUGACUGUGAAGGGUAAUAUGAGGAUUCAAUAUGUGGAAGAUGAUCACUUUCAGAUCAGAGAACAGAGGUCUACUACGCAUGGCCAAGGAGAAGAGGUAGACUUUGAAGUUGAGUAUCCUGAGGUUGCUAGCUAUGGUCCGGUGUUGCAAUAA
Microthlaspi erraticum is the source of this 555-nucleotide messenger RNA. The record is from the annotation of a GenBank genome assembly. NCBI's taxonomy places the organism in Eukaryota, Viridiplantae, Streptophyta, Magnoliopsida, Brassicales, Brassicaceae.